Cornus florida is the source of this 2956-nucleotide messenger RNA. RefSeq lists its product as uncharacterized. Gene Ontology annotation, molecular function: protein binding. NCBI's taxonomy places the organism in Eukaryota, Viridiplantae, Streptophyta, Magnoliopsida, Cornales, Cornaceae. The transcript has 2 exons. Bases 351 to 1298 code for a protein of 315 amino acids. The record is from RefSeq and is a predicted model, not a curated record.
AUGCAUUUAUCAGAGAUGGAAGGUUAAUUUCCGCAGUUUCUUCUAUUCACUACCCUAGAUUUCAAAAUGUCUCCAUCCAUCAUAACUAAUAAACAUCAUCCAGAUCUCUUUAGCAAACAGACAAGUUCUACAUCAUUGCUGUAGUUCUAAUCCAUCUUUCCUAUAUUUUGUUGGCCUUUACUAGGAAGUAGAAACCAAACCAAACCAAACCAACAUAAACCUCCUAUAUGUUUGGAAAAGCUCUCUUCGUCAGCAUUCUACUUUGGGGAAUAUGGAUAAGUUCAAUGUUUGGCGCCGCUUUUACUCUCUCACAAGUUUUAUAGAAUUUUGAGUUCUAGGGUUUGUGGAAAAUGUUGGUAUUAAGCAUGAAUUCAAAGAGACAGAGGCGCCCAAAUGUUAGGUUAGGGGAAAUAGGAGAUGCUUCUGCAGCUUUUGCAUGUGGUGUUUCUAGGAAAGACGAGGAAAAUUUGGUGCAAAAGAGAUGGGAACAUGAUUUCCUGAACCCUAAAGAAUUGGGAAACAAUCCAAUUUGUGGCUUCUCUCAGCAAAAAUCGUCUGAGUUCUCAGAUCUUGAUGUAUCUCUGAGGACAUUAGCUGAUGUGCAACAUAAUAGAGAGAGAACGAAACCAAAAUCUUUGAAAUUGGUUUCUGAAUUCCCCAGUUCAGAUGAAAUUGAUUUGAGCAGGAGUGAGCUAAAUUUUGGAAGGAUAACCAAAAAGUGUAGGCUCAGACGAAAGCGGAGCACAAGAAGCACUUCUUGUGUUUUUGGUGGCACUUGGAAUUUAAAAAUUAGUCCUGAAAUGAAUAGUGAAGAUGGGAAGGAGUGUGCAAGGAAGGAGUCUGUCGGGUUCACAUCGAAUGCUUGCUUUGGUCUUCCCCAUAUUGAUGGUUUUAAGGAUUAUUCAGAUUAUGAAAGUUCAGCGACGAGAAAUUUUGAGAAUGGCAUCUAUGAACUCACUUUUGGUGGGCAGAGGCAAGGGACUUCCAUUCAGCUUACAGAGGAGGGUGCUUAUUCUGAAGGUAACAAUGCCUUUCCCCAAUCUUUUGGUGAAUUUGAGAAGAUAACGACACCCAUCCCUAGUCAACCUGAUGUAAAUACUGUUAGGAGAUGGUUGGAAGACCUUGGGUUUGGUAAGUAUGCUGGUGUAUUUGAAAUGCAUGAGGUAGACGAAGAAGCUUUGCCCUUACUUACUUUAGAAGAUCUCAAAGAGAUGGGUGUGCUUGCUGUUGGGCCUCGGCGGAAGUUAUACACUGCAAUUCAACAACUAAAGAGAGCCAAAGAAAGGGUUUAUGCAUGACAGAGUACUCAAUGGAACAUAUAGGUAAUAUUGCUGUUUACAGCUCUUUGUGAAGCAAAGUCACAGAUGUAUAUAUAACUUUUUGAACUUACAACAAUAUCUCAACUGAAAGUCGACAAGUGAAGGGAGGCAAAGAAAGGUUAUAUGCAUGACAGAGUACUCAAUGGAACAUAUAGGUAAUAUUGCUGUUUCCUGCUCUUUUGUGAAGCAAAGUCACAGUUGUAUAAAUAACUUUUUGAACUUAUAACUUGUUCUCAACUGAAAGUCGACAACUAAAGGGAGCAAAGAAAUGGUACAUGCAUGACAGAGUACUCGAUGGAAGAUAUAGGUAAUAUUGCUGUUUCCCGCUCUUUUGUGAAGCAAAAGGCCACUGAUGUAUAUAUAACUUUUUGAACUUAUAACUUGUUCUCUAUGUUUAUAGGUAAUAUUGCUGUUUCUAGCUCUUUUGUGAAGUAAAAUGUCACAGAUGUAUGUAUAUAUGACUUUUUGAACUUGUAACAUGUUCUCUAUGUUUUUUCCUUUCUUUAUUAGCUGAGAUAGGAUAAAUCACUCAUUUCAUACAAUUUUUGGUAUAUGUAAAAUCUUCUUUAGUGUUCUCUUUGCCCCUUCACCAACCUUACUCAACUAUGAGUAGUAAAAUAGAGCUUACUGAUAUGAUAACUACUUGACUUGCACCUUGUCUUAAUUUACAGAUUCCUUUACUCAAUGCAUUUAUUAUAGCAGAAGUUUCUAACAAUUAGAUUGGGGUACAUCAUACAUCUUUAAUCCUAGGUGUUAUGUGUGAAAAUAGUUCCAGAGAGUGUUUUCCAACGAGUGAUGUACCAAUUUCUUAGUCGAAAAGAUUCUUUAUGAUCAGAAUGAUGAUGGGGCCUGCCCACAGACCCUACAAGAAAUUAACUGUGGACGAUAUGCAGAUCUAAAUGUUUUAGCAAUAUACGAUGUGGAUCUAAUUCACGAAGUGUGUCCUAGACUCAGUAUUGGAAAAGACCUUGAGGUAUCACUAUAUAUACUCUUAUCAAUUAACUGUGGAUGAUAUGCAGAUCUAAAUGUUCAAGCACGCACUGAACUCUGUUAGUGUGUUUUAUUUCAAAAUUUGGCAGUGCCUGAGAAUAAAUGAUAAUUACCCAACUAAAAAUCCUGUGUUGAUAUUUUUGUUGUCUACAACCUAGAUGUCAAAUGGAAAGUGGGUUCUAAUUACAGUUUCAAUAGGCAUUUAAUUGAUUAUUUAUCAUGAAAAUUGUCCUUAGAAGAAAAAUGAGCAAACAGCCUCUAUGACGUUGCCUCUUCAUCUUUAUGCUGAUUAAUCACUGCAUGCCACUUCAUGAUUGGAGAGGGAAUUUUAUCUCUCACCAACAAACUGGAGGUACCUCUUGUCCUCUUUUUUCUUCUCAUGCAUGGUAUUUGGCGUUGCUUUUGUUCAUAUGUUGUUAGAUUUUAGUUCAGACCCAGUUCCCUUUGCUAGUUCUUCUUGCUAUCUCUCCAUUGGAGUUUGUUAAGGUGCACUGUGCUUUGAGAUGUUUGUUACCUUUUAAGAAGAUGUUAGAUAUCCCUCAUUUAGGUGAAGUUUGAUGUUUUUUUUUUCUUUUUCCAAAUGGUAGAGUUUAGGCUUAUCUUGUUACUUGCAAAAAUAUUUUCUGAUUUUUUUUUUUUUUUUUUUU